Molecule: messenger RNA, 2359 nt
Organism: Exophiala oligosperma
Lineage: Eukaryota; Fungi; Ascomycota; Eurotiomycetes; Chaetothyriales; Herpotrichiellaceae
Exons: 1
Coding region: 224-1561 (445 amino acids)
Biological process (GO): transmembrane transport; monoatomic cation transport
Cellular component (GO): membrane
Molecular function (GO): monoatomic cation transmembrane transporter activity
Source: RefSeq, a predicted model, not a curated record
GACGACAACGCUCUUAUCUUGUUCUAUUCAUGCCCUAAUUUUCCUUGCCAGACGGGCUACUAUCAAUCUUCAAUCCUAAUCAUAAUGCAUACUUAAAGCCUUACAAUUGUUGGUCUUUGCAACACCAGCCUUACCCUCCACCGCCCCCCCUCCCGGCGUUCCAUUAGCCUCGCUCGAGUCCUACGCAUCCCUUCCACGAAAAAGAACACAACACCUCGCCGCGAUGGACUCUUCUAUCAGUCAUGGCUCCGAGCGCUUCAUGGAACUUACGCAAAAUCCCCACCAUCGGGACCUGGACGUCCACCGACCGAUGACGACAUCGAAGCUGCUCCAUGGCGAGGCCAAGACAUCUGCGAUUCCGAGCGACAACAUGGUCUCUCGUCACCGAACUCCCUCGAUGUUCGACGCUGAGAGUCAAUCACCCAUCCAUGCUUCCGCCUCCGACCCUCUCGACCUGUCCCGCAGGCUCAAGUCCCGGUCCGAGCUUGACCGCAUCACGGCCAACACCGCCCGAAAACGCAACGCCUGCAACCCUCUGGUCAUCACCGGACGCAUCCCACCGUCCAAGAUUGCGGAUUUCUACGAGUCUCAAAAUGAGCAGAUACAACGGCUCCUGAAGCCGGUGGACGAGCACGUCAGGGAAGCAAGAGACGUACAGAGCGCGACGAACCUGCGAUAUCAGAUCGCGGUGUACGGCAGUUUCGUGGCCAACAUCAUCUUGGCCAUUCUACAACUCUACGGCGCCAUAUCGUCGGGCUCCCUGUCUCUUUUCACCACCAUGGCUGACGCCAUCUUCGACCCCAUGUCCAACGUCACGUUGAUACUCUCGAACAAGGCGGUGAAGAAGGUCGACGCCCGAAAAUUCCCCGCUGGGAGGUCGCGGAUCGAGACGGCCGGCAACAUCGUCUUCUGCUUCCUCAUGACCUCUGUCAGUUUCAUUCUGAUCGCCUUUUCCAUCCAAGAACUCGUCCGGGGCCACGAGAGCGGGACUAAGAGUUUCCACCUGCCUUCUGUGAUCGCCGUCACCGUGGCGUUCUGCACGAAACUGGCCCUGUUCUUGUACUGUUGGGCUUUGCGGAACCAGUACUCUCAGGUGCGGAUUCUGUGGGAGGACCACCGAAACGAUCUGUUCAUCAACGGCUUUGGUGUCCUCACCUCCGUCGGUGGCAGUAAGUUGCGCUGGUGGCUGGAUCCGGCCGGUGCCAUUGUGCUCUCGGCACUCAUCUCGUUCCUGUGGCUGCACACUGCUUCGUCCGAAUUCCAGUUGUUGAUCGGUAUCACGGCGGACACGGAGACGCAACAACUCAUCACGUACGUGAGCAUGACGCACAGCGACCGCAUCAGACAGAUCGACACGGUGCGGGCGUGGCACUCUGGCCCACGACUCGUGGUCGAGGUCGAUGUCGUCAUGGACCCCGAAGAGACUCUCCGCGUCUGUCAUGACAUCGCGGAGGAGUUGCAGAUGAAACUUGAAAGGCUGCCUGACGUGGAGCGAGCAUAUGUCCACAUUGAUUUUGAAACGGACCAUCGACCGGAGCAUUUCUUGAAGAAGGAACUUUGAGUCGUCAGCCGUCCCAAAAAGCCCCGUGGUCAGUCCGGUCCGUGAUGAGUCGCGACGACUUCGGGCUGUGGAGAGCGCCAUUGACCAGAUAAAAUAUUUCACAUUGGGUGAGGCGGGUUUUGGACACCCAUUAAACCAUACCAUGUUGCGCAACAUGGUAUGUGACAAGUGUAGCAAAAGGCACAUGUGUGCGUCAUUCAGCCUCAAUUUGCCGACAUGCCCAUGUGCCUUACACAGCCCACAGCCAUAGUGGCCUCACUAUGGCGGGCCAAUACAAGGCUAUCACCCGGGUGAGGGAGGUUGUGGUACCAGUAUACUGCAACAAUGUGUUUGGUCUGUACCACGCCUGAAUAAUGGUGACCGAGGCAGCACCACCUAAAACCCUCCGAGAGUGGUUACCAUACCAAAGGAGUUGUUUCUAAAGAUCAAUUAGACUUUCUCGAGUUUUUAUUGAGUAAAGCCUUUGAUGUCUGUUUUUUCUCGAGCGUGACUAUGGUCAGACACCAGUCGGUGUCUCUGCUAUCUGAUGCAAUGACAGUACAGUGAUGGGCGGAAUUCCACGUCCUUGACUCCAAGGCCUCAUAUAUACCUCGAGCAAUGCGUGUCGUGGCCAUACCAACCCCGUCGGCAUGCAGAUGGUUACGAGAGAAGCGAGGCCCUUUCCGAAGGUCACUGCUUUUUGUAUGAGGAGAGUCCCACGGGCCGUCUUUAGACAGGUUUUUUGGAUGGGUGGGAAGCAGUCAGAUGUUCAAGAGACACGAUCGCUCUCCCUCUCGAAUUAAUAUUGAUUGAGUAUAC